AUGGCGUACGUCGGCUGCAUCCUGUAUCCCGACUCCUCCUCCAGCAAGCAAGCAAGCUUCAUCUGGAGGCAAUGUGUCGCACAUCAUGUGAGAGGAGCAUUAUGGACGAAAGAUGUUUGCGGGCCCAAAGUGCGAGGUGAGCUCUCUCAUGCAUGCCACUUCAUGACUGACUGCUCUCCGUCUUUUUCGGAUCGGAAGGAUCGUCAUCGUGGAGAACAAAAGAGAUUGAACAUGGAGUCGCUUUGCAGGGACCGCACGGGAGCAGGACCCACGCCAACUCCGGUACAGCCGUUGCAAAGUGGCGGGAUGCCAUCGACCAUUGCGAACAAAAGCUCGAUUUUGCUUACGACCGUUGCGGGCUUUGCCAACGGCAGCGAAUCAAUAUCACAAGAUACGCAACGGCUGAAAGUUUGGACCAACUUCCAAAAAGCCCAAACUAACCUCCUCCUCCUCCUCCUAUCAGCCCUCUCCAAAGUCUCAACCGACAUGAACGCCCUCCUAACAAUCACCAUCAUCGACAAAUUCUCACCCGGAGGUUUCGAUCAAGACGCCGAGGACUCGUCUUUCUGGGCGGCGUAUCACGAUUGUGACUAUGAUGAGGAGUGCGUGGCGUUGUUGAGCGAUAUUGAUGGACGGGAGACCGGGGCGAGGGAGGAGAAGAGGGGGAGGACUUGGUGA
Zymoseptoria tritici IPO323 is the source of this 678-nucleotide messenger RNA. RefSeq lists its product as uncharacterized. Lineage: Eukaryota; Fungi; Ascomycota; Dothideomycetes; Mycosphaerellales; Mycosphaerellaceae. The transcript is spliced from 6 exons. The record is from RefSeq and is a predicted model, not a curated record. The coding region runs from base 1 to 678 and encodes 225 amino acids.